AGAAACGCUCGACUUUACGGUACAAAAAGUCCUGAGACGUUUUCGGCCUACCAAAGUAUUGCGUCGUGUGCGUAACGGCCGCGUCUUGGAUGGUACAAGCGAGCCAGCGGUGGUGGGACAGCCGAGGACGCACGAAUGGCGGACAUUCGAAAGAAACUUGUGGUGGUGGGAGACGGGGCGUGCGGGAAGACAUGUCUGCUCAUUGUGUUCAGCAAAGACGAGUUCCCGGAGGUCUACGUUCCCACGGUAUUCGAGACGUACGUAGCGGACAUCGAGGUGGACAACAAGCAAGUCCAGCUGGCGCUCUGGGACACAGCCGGGCAGGAAGACUACGACCGGCUGCGGCCAUUGUCCUACCCAGACACCGAUGUCAUCCUCAUGUGCUUCUCCGUGGACAGCCCGGACUCGCUGGAGAACAUCCCGGAGAAGUGGGUGCCCGAGGUGAAGCACUUCUGUCCCAAUGUGCCCAUCAUCUUAGUGGCCAACAAGAAGGACCUUCGACACGACGAGGACGUGAAGAGGCCGGUGAAACCCGAUGACGGACGUGCCAUGGCGGCACGCAUCGGGGCCUAUGACUAUCUGGAAUGUUCAGCCAAAACUAAGGAGGGCAUCUGGGAAGUUUUCGAGACGGCCACACGGGCGGCACUGCAGAAGAAGGCCACGCCACAGCGGGAGUGCGUCAAGUGCUGUGUGCUGAUGUGAGCUUCACUGAGGAACCUGGACAUGGUUCUACUGAGACGGGACCGGACACACUCCAGCCCCGUGUGUAAACACAGGCCAAAUGGUAGGCCUACUCUGAGCCUUGCCAGCAAGUUUGGUGAAGACGGUUACCAAGGAAACGUCAACACAGUGAAGUGGGCUUAUGAAGUGACCAACCUUUAACACUAGGAACUACUUACAGGACAAAAUUACUUUGCGUUCAAACUUGGCAUGUUUUUUUAGCCCUUGUUGCUAAACUAUUUUGAUGCUACUACUACUACUAUCAAGUCAUUUGAUUUGAGAUAUUAAAAAAAACAAUUAGUGAAGUGCUGUGUGUUGAUGUGACCUGGACAUGGUUCUACUGAGACCGGCCUGGACCACAAACACAGCCCUGUCUGUUAAAAUAGGCUAAAUGCACGGCCUACUCUUAGCCCGGCCAUCAAGUUUAGUGAAGACGGUUACCAAGGAAACAUCAACACCGUUAAGUGGGCUUACUAAAACUAGGAACUGCUUACAGGGCAAAAUGACUUUGCGUUUAAACUUGGCAUGUUUUUUUUUUUUUUUAAUGUUUUUUUUUAGCCCUGUUGCUAGGCUGUUUUUGUCACAAUUCUGAGCUUCCAAAGUAGGCCUAAUUCUAUUAACUUGAUCUGGUUUAUAGUUUGGCUUAUAGUUAAUAACCUUUUAAUUUCUUGUAAGGUAUUUAUUUUAUUUAUGUAUUUUUUUCUCAAUUAGCUAAUUAGUAGGUUAAUAACUACAUAAUUACAUAGGUACUCAUCUGCCAUGAGGCCACAUGAGGCUUUGUUGACUACACUUUAAGGCCAGUUCUUACGAGUACUUCAGUACAGUAGGCCUAACACUACUGUGGAAUGCCAAGUAAGCUCAUAGAGUAGGCUAAAAUUGAUCCCAGUGCUAGUGUUGUCACGAUACUAAAAUAUAUAUUUCAGAUCUGAUUCAAUACUUGAUGCCGAUUAUGAUGCCAUGAUGAAAAUGUAAUUUUCAUACAAAAUAUACUGUUUUUAUCUUAACAUGAGGUUGUAUAGUAGUUGUGAUAAAGCUCAAAUUUUGUCCUGAUAAUGUGAUUAUUUUUUUUUUUUUUUAAAUAAAUAUCUAGUUUUAUAUUAAUUUUAGUAUUGAUUAGUACUGGAGGUUCAAUACUUCUGACAGCCCUAACCAGCACUAAAUGAGAUUGGUCUAACUUUAUAGUCUAACAUGAGUCUAGCGGUAGGACGACAUGCUGAGUAGGCCGACAUGCUGAGUAGGCCGACAUGCUGAGUAGGCCGACAUGCUGAGUAGGCCUCUGUGUGGACAUGUAUGGACAGAGCACACUCCAGCUCCCUGCAUCCCGGCCGUUACACUCUGCCCAGGCGGCACUAAUGACUGUGGGAUGUUGUUUUGGACACAGGGUCCGGGCAGCUGAUCCACACCCAGAUGCCCGGGCUUUAACAGCAGGCUCUUUGUGCAUCACGAGGAGAUGAACUGAGCAGGAGCUGAGGGGCUUGUGAGAUGUUUCUGCUGAAGCCAGUGGUGCUCAGAUCUUCACCAGCGCAGAAGAUAGGAAGCAGCUGGUGAUGGUGUUGACUACAAAUGAUUUUGUUUAAGCACAAUUCAAAACUAAAACUGGGCAAAAUGUCUUCAAAUAUAAUAUUUGCCGUAAAGCAAUACACUGCAAAAAAGGAACGUCUCAAAUUUAAAUGACUUGGAUUUAGAAUAAUGAUCUGAGUUGUAGUUUUUGUUCAUUUUUGUAACUUCACUCAAAAAUGUUGUUUUAAACAACAUUUAUGUGAACAUAUAUGUAAUAAGUAUUUUACAUAUAGCUAUGUACAUUUUCAAAUAGUAAUAUUACUUCUACUACUUCCCAAAGAAUCUCACAUCAUUUGAUUUAAAUCAUCUGAACAUUUCAGAGGCAUUGUACCUGAUUUUUACCAUCUUACAACGUGCAAAAGAGAACUAUUUCAUUUUAAGUGGUAAAGCUAACAACAAGCAGCAUGCUAAUGAGCACUUCCUCAUUAUCAGACAUUAAAACACUUAUAAUUGGAUGCAGACAGCACACAGCGGACUUACUGUGACUUAAGGAGCAGAUUUUUUACUAUAUAUUUACAAAUAAUUGCUCAAAUCCACAGUAAAAGAAACCAGGUACAGGGCUUUGAAGGUGUUUGUUUUUUGCAGUGUAAGUUUGUGCACCACAUGUUGAGAACCACUGCUGCUGUUUUCCUAUGAGUCUGAACUUUGAGCCAAGGAUUCCACUGUUUGGACAUGAGAGCCAGUGUUAGCAGAUGCCUUAACCCUGUGGUCAGCUGUGGUCAUGCGUGCAGUCUGCGGUCACUAACAGACUGACAAAACCACUGUCAAAUGUGGGGCCAAAAUGAGGAAACGUAGGCUGUGUUCACGUGUUCACGUUCUACGACUCGAUGAUUUCAUAGUUUCAGACGGACGGCAGAGUCUGUAGAACUCUAUGGGAGAUUUAUUGUUAAUGAAAGAAAUCUCUGAUAACUUCUGAUGCGCAAAUGCUGAACCUGAUCCUUGUUUGUUUAAGAUAAAGUCUACAAACUUGUCAUAUUAACAGAGGUGGGUAGAGUUGCCAGAUAUUAUACCCAAGUAAUGUUACUUCAAAAUACUCACUUAGAAGUACGAAAUAGUUGUCCACGAAACGACUCAAGUAAGAGUAAAAAAGUAUUUGUCAUGUAAAAGUAAAAUAGUAACUCAGUACAGCACAUUUGAUUUAUAAUUUGAAGUGAAUGUAAUUUGAAGGACAAAACAUUAAAUAAUGCACAAAAUCUAGUAUUUUCAAAGUAUAGACACAAAAAUGAGACAAACUAAAUCACAUCUGAAGGAGCUACAAGAAACAAAUAAUGAAAUCAUUUUAAUUUGUCAACAUAAAGCUUUUGUCACUAGUAGACUUACUCACAGUGGGGAGAGGAACCAAAACCAAUACUCAAGAGCCAGAUAAACCAGAUCUACAAAUCUGCAAUCUGACAGUUACGUAACUUCACCUGAGAACUCUGACCUGUCUUCAGCUCUGUUUAAACUAUAGAGAUUGUAGAAUAUUGUGAUGACACGUGAACAUGUCCUAUACACGAAUAAAACGACUCAGCAGCCACUACAGGCCAAUCUAAUACCAGCCAAGUAUUGUGCCAUAUUAACAAAUAACUGUGUUUUCCGCUGUUAUGAAAAAGUAUUACCAAGUGCUGGACAUUGGUAGCUGGCUCAAAUCUCACAUUUGUGUGUUUUGUUUUGUAAAAUUGCACCUGUUAUUUAUGUGAACAUUUGGAGAGUUCUUGCCACCACAGUGUGUGUAUGAUGGACACUUUUAUAGACUAAACAGAUUUGAUUCAAAA
Messenger RNA from Boleophthalmus pectinirostris (great blue-spotted mudskipper), 4034 nucleotides. RefSeq names its product rho-related GTP-binding protein RhoB-like. Gene Ontology annotation, molecular function: GTPase activity; GTP binding. Gene Ontology annotation, biological process: small GTPase-mediated signal transduction. NCBI's taxonomy places the organism in Eukaryota, Metazoa, Chordata, Actinopteri, Gobiiformes, Gobiidae. The coding region runs from base 136 to 702 and encodes 188 amino acids. The transcript is spliced from 2 exons. The record is from RefSeq and is a predicted model, not a curated record.